Molecule: messenger RNA, 4492 nt
Organism: Culicoides brevitarsis
Lineage: Eukaryota; Metazoa; Arthropoda; Insecta; Diptera; Ceratopogonidae
Gene: Sec24CD
Product: protein transport protein Sec24C
Exons: 10
Coding region: 166-3873 (1235 amino acids)
Biological process (GO): COPII-coated vesicle cargo loading; endoplasmic reticulum to Golgi vesicle-mediated transport; intracellular protein transport
Cellular component (GO): endoplasmic reticulum exit site; COPII vesicle coat
Molecular function (GO): SNARE binding; zinc ion binding
Source: RefSeq, a predicted model, not a curated record
CGUGGAAAUCGUUUUCGUCAAGAAUCACUUUCCAUCGCUAUUUGUUCGAAAAAGUCCUUAAAACUCCACGAUUUUGUCUCCAAAUUAUGAUAAAAUUGUGAAUUGCGAGACGAGGAUACCAAUAAAACUAUACGAACGACUGCAUCAAAAAGCAAGACAGAGAGGAUGAAUCCGCCGCAACCAAACUUUUACAAUCCGCAACAACAGCAACAAAGUUGGGGAGCUCCUCCACCAAUGACAUCAGCUGCAGGUCAAGUACCUUUUCAGAAUGGAAAUCAAAAUGGGGCAAAUUUCAUGACCCAACAAAUGGCUGGAAUGAAUUUAAAUGGACCGCCAGCACAAUCGCCUGGACAAUUUCCGCCUCCAAUGAAUAAUGCGGGAGGUCCUCCGCCACCCAUGAAUGCAGGACCGCCAAAACAAAUGCCUCCAAUGGGCUUUCAAGCGCCUCCGCCAAUGUCGGCGAAUCAACAACAAGCACCUGCUCCUCCCCAACAAACUGCCCCGAUGCCGCCAAUGGCAAAUCAACAGAAAGUUGCGCCUCCCCCAAUGGCAAACAAUAAUUUUCCGGCACCAGCAACUGGCGCGAUGCCUCCAAGUAAUAAUUUUAACAAUAAUUUGCCGCCUUCUGGACCGCCACCAAUGAAUUCAAGACCUCCUCCAGCAGUCAAUGGAGCCAGUUCACCUCCGUCAAUGAAUCAAAAUCAAUUUUCACCGCCGCCGCAACAACAAACGGCGAUGGGAGGACAACAGGCAACGAUGAGCCCUCCGCCGGCGAUGGGAAGUCAACCUCCUUCGAUGGGAAAUUUGCCGCCGCCGAUGGGAAAUCAAUCGCCGAUGACGAAUCAAGGUCCUCCAAUGGGAAAUUUACCUCCUCCGAUGGGAAAUCAAGCUCCCCCGAUGGGAAAUCAAGCUCCCCCGAUGGGAAAUCAAGCUCCCCCGAUGGGAAAUCAGCCACCUUCGAUGGGAAAUUUGCCUCCACCGAUGGGAAAUCAAUCGCCGAUGACGAAUCAAGCUCCUCCAAUGGGAAAUCAAGCUGGUCAACCUCCAAUGGGCAAUGCAAUGAUGGGAAAACCUCCAAUGGCGAGUCAACCCCCGAUGGCAAAUCAACAACAGCCUCCAAUGGGACAACCACCAAUGCCAGGAAAGCCUCCGAUGAUGAAUCAACAGCCCCCGAUGAUGGGUCAACAGCCUCCAAUGCCGGGACAACAGCCUCCAAUGCCCGGACAACCGCAAAUGAUGAGUCCCCCGAUGUCAAAUCAACAUCCCCCGAUGCCAGGACAACCUCCAAUGAUGGCUCAACAACCAGGAAUGUAUCCAAAUCAACCCCCAAUGUCGCAAUAUCCUCCCAUGCCCGGAGCUCAACCACCAUUCCAACAGCAAAACGCCUACAAUCAGCCGCAACAACAAAUGUAUCCGGGUCAACAGAUGCAAACGCCUCCCUUCCCAGGUCAACAACGCCCCGGACAGAUGCAAUACAACCAAAUGCCUGGGCAGCAAUAUCCCGGAAGUCCCCAAUAUCCCCAACAACCAGCUCAACCGCAACGACGUCUCGAUCCCGAUCAAAUGCCGAAUCCCAUUCAAGUCAUGAGCGAGAAUCAGCGCACGGCUGGCGGUGUCUUUUCGACAAAUCAAGCAGGACUCGUUCCUCCAUUGGUGACAACGAAGUUCGUGACGCAAGAUCAAGGGCAGUCAGGUCCGCGUUACAUUCGUUCGACAAUGUACAAUGUUCCCGUCAACUCGGAUAUGAUGAAACAAGCUGCAGUUCCGUUUUCGUUGAUCAUCUCGCCCUUGGCGAAGACCGUGGAGAACGAAUAUCCGCCACCAAUUGUCGAUUUUGGCGAAAUUGGUCCCAUUAGGUGUAUUCGGUGCAAGGCUUAUAUGUGCCCGAAUAUGCAGUUUAUCGAUGCGGGACGUAGAUUCCAGUGUUUGUUGUGCAAGGCAACGACGGAAGUUCCCGCGGAAUAUUUCCAGCAUUUGGAUCACACGGGACAACGUGUCGAUAAGUACGAGAGACCCGAAUUGGUGUUGGGAACUUAUGAGUUUGUCGCUACGAAGGAUUAUUGUCGGAACAACACUCCGCCAAAUCCUCCAGCAAUUGUGUUUGUCAUCGAUGUUUCGUAUAACAACAUCAAAUCCGGACUUGUUCAUCUCUUGUGCAGUCAAAUGAAGGAAAUUGUCAGGAAUUUGCCCAAAGAUCAAGGUUACGACAAAUCCGUGAUGAAAGUUGGAUUUAUCACGUAUAACAAUACUGUUCACUUUUACAACAUCAAGAGCUCAUUGGCGCAACCCCAGAUGAUGGUUGUUGGUGAUUUGCAAGAAAUGUUCAUGCCAUUAUUGGAUGGAUUCUUAUGCGAUCCCGAAGAAUCGAGCGCCGUCAUUGACGCUCUCAUGGAACAAAUUCCCAAAAUGUUCGCCGAAACACGCGAAACAGAAACAAUUUUGUUGCCUGCAAUUCAAGCGGGCUUGGAGGCAUUAAAAGCUUCCGAAACUACAGGAAAACUUCUUAUAUUCCAUUCAACGUUGCCCGUUGCCGAAGCACCAGGCAAGUUGAAAAAUCGUGAUGACCGCAAAUUGCUUGGAACUGAAAAGGAGAAGACUGUUCUCACUCCUCAAUGCACCGUUUACAAUAACGUGGGACAAGAUUGCGUUCAAGCAGGCUGCUCGGUGGAUCUGUUCGUCUUCAAUAAUUCCUACAUCGAUUUGGCUACAAUUGGACAAGUUUCGCGUCUCACUGGCGGUGAAAUCUAUAAAUACACAUAUUUCCAGGCUGAUAUCGAUGGUCAACGUUUAAUUCAAGAUAUUAUCAAGAAUGUCUCGAGAAAUGUCGCAUUUGAUGGCGUUAUGCGUGUUCGAACAUCCGCUGGCGUUCGUCCAACUGACUUUUACGGGCAUUUCUUCAUGUCAAAUACGACUGAUAUGGAAAUUGCUGGAAUUGAUUCAUCGAAAUCUAUCGCCAUCGAGAUCAAGCAUGACGAUAAAUUGUCACCCGAUGAGAACGUUUACAUCCAAGUUGCCCUUCUCUACACAUCGUGCAGCGGUCAGCGUCGUCUCCGCAUUCUAAAUUUGAGUCUGAAAUCGUGUACGCAGCUCGCCGACUUGUUCCGCAGCUGCGAUCUCGACACCACGAUCUUGUUCCUCGCGAAACAGGGACUCUUCAAGUUGCUCGAGAACACACCGCGUCAAAUUAAGGAUGCCCUGGUGCAACGUGCGGCGCAAAUUCUCGCCUGUUACCGCAAAAACUGUGCAACGCCAUCAUCCGCGGGUCAACUCAUUCUGCCGGAAUGCAUGAAGCUGUUGCCAUUGUAUAUUAAUUGCUUGCUAAAGAACGACGCCUUCUCCGGUGGCUCGGACAUCACACUCGACGACAGAUCGUACGCCAUUUAUUUCGUUCUCUCUAUGGAUCUGCCAAUUUCCGUGGCGUUCUUCUAUCCGCGUUUGAUACCCAUUCACGACGUCGAUACCGACACGGACGACAUUCCGGAUGCCAUUCGGUGUACGGGCGAGAAAAUUUUGGACGAUGGCGCUUACAUACUCGAAAAUGGCGUUUACAUGUUCUUGUGGCUUGGGUUGGCGUUGUCGCCGGAAUUUACGCAGCAAGUUUUCGGAGUGCCGUCCGCACAACAAAUUGACACGACAAGGAAUGUGUUGCCGGUGUUGGACACGAAAUUGUCGCAUCGUGUCAGAGGCAUCGUUGAUCGGAUACAGAAUGAACAUAAUCGAUGCAUGAGGUUAACAAUCGUUCUCCAACGUGACAAAUUAGAAAAUGUGUUGCGUCACUUCUUGGUUGAAGAUCGUGGUUCUGAUGGAUCUGCCAGCUAUGUUGACUUUUUGUGUCACAUGCAUAAGGAAAUAAGAGCACUUUUACCUUCCUAGCCACAAACUGAACGCUGGGUACCGCCACCAAUAAACAACAAUCGCGGCAAUGGCAGUGGCGUCGACAACAGAAGUAUAUCUCAAAAACAAUUUCAUCGAAAUCGGUAUCGAAAGGCUUUGUCUGGCAAGUGGUAACAGUUGUAUGGGAAGUGAAAACUUGUGUAUUAAAAAAAAUAAAUAAACAAAUAAAAUAUUAAAAAUUAUAUAAAUAUAUCGCUAAAUACUACAUACAUAAAGAAAACACAUUAGGGUACUUUUUCUAAUAAAAAAUAAAAAAAAAUAAUUAAUUAAAAAAAAUCAAUUGUUACAAGUAGCAGGAAGAAAUUUUAGAAAUAUGAAUUAAGAAGGAAGCUUAUAAAAAUGUUCCAAUGCAAUUGACAGAAAAAUCUUUAUAUAUUUUUUUUUGAAAUGAGUUUUUAUUUUUUUAUUAUUUCUAAUAUUACUCUAUUAAAUAUUACAAUUAUAUGUUGUUGUGGUAAUUUUACGUACACUUUAGUAAUGAUGAUAGUUGAUAAUAAUACAAAUAAAUUUUUGUUUUUUCCAUAUAUCAAUAUAUAUUUUUUCAUAUAUUUUAAUGAAAAAAAAAAUGUUAAAAUUCCUUUAACUUUUUGUGUUUGGC